AUCCUUCGUUAUAAAUACUUGAUCAUCAAAAAAAAAAAAAAGCAAAGAAACAAUGUUAGUUCAUUCAUCAACAAUGUUUAUGUUUGCCAUCCUAAAAUUACAACUAGCCUUUUUAAUAUUCAAUCAUCCCGUAAUCCUUGUAAUUGAAUCAAGGACUUUAAGCCUCGAUUCAGACAAGGAUGCCUUAAUAAAUUUCCGAUCCCAAAUGAGCCUCGACCCAUCAAAUCCUUUAUCAACAUGGGAUAAAAACUCGUCUCCAUGCAAUUGGACAAGGGUUGUAUGUAACAAGUUUAAACAAAGAGUUAUUGCUCUUGACUUGUCAAGCUUACAACUUGUUGGUUCUAUAAGCUCUCAUAUAGGCAAUCUCUCAUUCCUACAAUCCUUACAACUUCAAAACAACCAAUUAUCUAACUCGAUACCAAAUGAAGUAUGUAAUCUACUUCGUUUGAAAGUUCUCAACCUGAGCACGAACAACUUACAAGGUUCGAUUCCAUCGAAUAUAAGUAAGUUGCGCGAGCUCAUGGUUAUGGACUUGACUAUGAAUAACAUUUCAGGGAGGAUUCCGAAAGAAGUUAGUUUCCUCCCAAGACUCAGAGUCCUAAACUUAGCUAGCAACAAACUUUCUGGCCCUAUUCCGCCAUCUCUAGGGAAUCUUACUUCGAUGAAAAUCUUAGAUUUAGGGACUAAUGCUCUUAGCGGCACAAUCCCUAGUGAGUUACACCAUCUUAGGAGCCUCGAACAUCUUGAUCUUAGUAUUAACAACCUUACCGGCACAGUCCCUACACCUAUCUAUAAUAUGUCAUCUUUAGUCUUCUUAGCCUUGGCUUCAAACCAAUUGUGGGGUGAACUUCCUUAUAAUGUUGGUGAAACCUUACCGAAUCUCAUUACUUUCUAUUUUUGCAUCAAUAAGUUCACCGGAAGAAUUCCUGGCUCGUUACAAAACCUUACGAAUAUCCAAGUGAUUCGUAUGGCUCACAAUCGCCUCACAGGAACUAUACCUCCGGGUUUAGGGAACCUUCCCUUCCUUAAGAUGUACAACAUUGGCUACAACAAUAUAGUCAAUCACUUAGGUGAGGAAAAUGGUCUUGACUUCAUAACUUCUUUAGCUAAUAGUACUCAACUCAACUUUCUCGCCUUCGAUGGAAAUCUUCUAGAAGGCUUCAUCCCUGACUCUAUAGGAAAUCUAUCGAAGGUACUCUCGAAGUUAUAUAUGGGGCAAAAUCAAAUCCAUGGUAGCAUACCGAGCUCAAUUGGUAAACUCAUUGGCUUAUCUUUGUUGAACAUAAGCAACAAUGAGAUUACUGGCUCAUUACCUAAUGAACUUAGUCAUUUACAAGAUUUGCAAGUCUUGGAUAUGGCUAUGAAUCAUAUUUCCGGGGUGAUUCCAGGAUCGAUGGGUGUUCUUACAAAGCUAACUAAACUCGAUGUAUCAGGAAACAAAUUGUCGGGUUCAAUUCCUAGCUCUUUUCGAGGUUUCAAUCUCGGUUACAUAGAUUUAUCAUCUAAUUUGCUUAAUGGCACCAUACCUAAAGAGAUUCUUACCCUCUCUGGUUUAAGCACACUAAAUUUGUCCAACAAUCAUUUUGAUGGGCAGUUACCAGAUGAACUUGAGCUACUAACUACAAUCAUUACCAUUGAUCUUUCGAACAAUCGAUUGUCGGGGAGGAUUCCUAACUCCAUUUCAAAUUGCAAGAACUUGGAGACUUUGAAUAUGGCUAGAAAUCUUUUCUCUGGUUCUAUUCCAAGUUCUUUGGAAAAUUUGUUAGCCCUUCAAGUUUUAAAUCUUUCUCAUAACCAAUUAUCUGGUUCCAUUCCUUCUAAUUUCACACUCUUGAAUGCUACUCAAUCUUUAGAUCUAUCCUUUAACAAUCUUGAAGGAGAACUUCCAUGUGGAGGGAUCUUUACAAACCUUUCUAAAGUCCAUUUACAAGGCAACCCAAAAAUUUCCUUGCACUUAGCAUGUGAGAAUGCACAAGUAGUUGAUCAUGAUCAUACUCGAAAAUUUAGCAAUAUCGAUAUUGUUAUUGUUUCGGUGGUAGUUUUCGUGACGUUCUUAGUAGUUGGCUCCUUCAUUUUCGUAAUCAGGAAGAAAAAGGCAAAGUUAAGUAGAACUGCAGACUCCAAGUUCGAAGGAUUUUACAUGGUUAAAUAUGAUGAACUUCGUCUUGCCACUCAAGGUUUUAGUGAGGAGCAUUUGAUAGGACGAGGAGGUUUUGGACAGGUUUUCAAAGGGUACUUAAAGGAUAACAUGGUUGUCGCGAUUAAGGUACUUGACAUGAAACUAAGCACUACUUGGAAGAGCUUUCUUGCAGAGUGUGAAGCUUUAAGGAAUGUAAGGCACCGGAAUCUUGUUAAGUUGAUAACUUCUUGUUCGAGUUUGGAUAACAAAAACAUGGAAUUUCUUGCUCUUGUUUAUGAGUUCCUUGGUAAUGGAAGCUUAGAAGAUUGGAUGAAGGGUAAGAGAAAGAAAGAAGAUGGAGAUGGUUUGAACUUAAUGGAAAGAUUGAGUGUGGUUAUUGAUGUUGCUUGUGCUUUAGAUUAUCUGCACCAUGAUAGUGAAGUCCCUGUGGUGCAUUGUGAUUUAAAACCUAGCAACAUUCUACUUGAUGAAGAUUUUACGGCGAAAAUCGGAGAUUUUGGGUUGGCUAAGUUGUUAAUGGAGAGAAUGGGUGAUCCAUAUUCCAUUAGUUCUUCCCAUGUUUUGAAGGGUGCUAUUGGGUAUAUGCCCCCAGAGUAUGGACUCGGAGUGAAGCCAUCAACAGCAGGAGAUACAUACAGCUUUGGAGUAACAUUAUUGGAGUUAUUUACAGGAAAAAGCCCUAGCCAUGAGAGUUUUACAGGAGAACAAGGUUUGAUUGCAUGGGUUCAAUCGUGUGUUCCGACUCAAAUGAUGGAGCAACUGUUAGAUCCUGAGCUGCGUACACAGUUACGCAAACAAGCAAACGAUGGUGAUUACGACCUUGAACAAAUUAAAACCCCUGAUGAACAUUUGGAAUGUUGUUUGGUGACAAUUUUUGAGGUAGGAUUAUCGUGCACUGCUGCUCAUCCUGAUAGGCGUAUUACCAUGACCAAGGCUCUAAACAAGCUUAAAGCUGUUAGAAACAAGCUAAUUAAAUAUUAGGCAUAUUCUAUCAAGUACUUUACGUUAUAAGGUUGAUUUGUAGCAUAUACUUUCUAUCAGAGUUAUAGUAUUAUGGAUGUCUUGUUGCCAUAGUAUAGUAGUAUGUAAGCUAGUUAAUAUAAGCAUUGUAAAAUAACAUAUGCGGAUGGUAUUAGACGUUUUUGCAAGUAUAAGUGAGUUUGUCGCAAGUUACUCGAACCAAUAUGGUGUUGUUUUAAAAGAUAUUGUAUGUAUGAUUACGCGCUUCAAAUCAAUUUAUCGAAA
Amaranthus tricolor (Joseph's coat) is the source of this 3385-nucleotide messenger RNA. RefSeq names its product probable LRR receptor-like serine/threonine-protein kinase At3g47570. Gene Ontology annotation, biological process: hormone-mediated signaling pathway; protein phosphorylation. Bases 53 to 3121 code for a protein of 1022 amino acids. The record is from RefSeq and is a predicted model, not a curated record. Lineage: Eukaryota; Viridiplantae; Streptophyta; Magnoliopsida; Caryophyllales; Amaranthaceae. Gene Ontology annotation, cellular component: plasma membrane. The transcript is spliced from 2 exons. Gene Ontology annotation, molecular function: protein kinase activity; ATP binding; protein binding.